This is a messenger RNA of Lepus europaeus (European hare), 5141 nucleotides long. It is a transcript of the gene CHMP4C, whose product is annotated as charged multivesicular body protein 4C. Gene Ontology annotation, biological process: late endosome to vacuole transport via multivesicular body sorting pathway; vesicle budding from membrane. The coding region runs from base 160 to 861 and encodes 233 amino acids. The record is from RefSeq and is a predicted model, not a curated record. NCBI's taxonomy places the organism in Eukaryota, Metazoa, Chordata, Mammalia, Lagomorpha, Leporidae. The transcript is spliced from 5 exons. Gene Ontology annotation, cellular component: cytoplasmic side of plasma membrane; ESCRT III complex; multivesicular body.
CCCCGACGACUUGUUGAUUCCCAGGAGCGCCGCCUUUUCGGUCUGGACCCCCGGCCCCGAGUGGGCUCUCUGGCUUACCUGUUCCCCAGGUGCGGGCCUGGGAACUGCUGAGACGCUCCCGGGACGGCCGCCUCCCGCCCGCCCCCCAACUUCUGAGCCAUGAGCAAGUUGGGCAAGUUCUUCAAAGGGGGAGGCUCUUCUAAGAGCCGCGCUGCCCCCAGCCCCCAGGAGGCCCUGGCCCGACUUCGGGAGACCGAGGAGAUGUUGAGCAAGAAACAGGAGUACCUGGAAAAUCGGAUCCAGAGAGAACUCUCCCUGGCCAAGAAGCACGGCACGCAGAACAAGCGAGCUGCCUUGCAGGCCCUAAAGAGAAAGAAGAGGUUUGAGAAGCAGCUCACUCAGAUUGAUGGCACGCUCUCCACCAUCGAAUUCCAGAGAGAAGCCUUGGAAAACUCACACACCAACACCGAGGUGUUAAGGAACAUGGGCUUUGCAGCAAGAGCAAUGAAAGCGGCCCACGAAAACAUGGAUCUGAACAAAAUAGAUGAUUUGAUGCAAGAGAUCACAGAGCAACAAGAUAUCGCCCACGAGAUCUCUGAAGCAUUUUCUCAACGGGUCGGAUUUGUUGAUGGUUUUGAUGAGGAUGAACUGAUGGCAGAACUUGAAGAACUGGAGCAGGAAGAAUUAAAUAAGAAGAUGACAAAUAUCCGACUUCCAAACGUGCCUUCCUCUUCGCUUCCGUCACAACCAGAAAGAAAGCCCAGCAGGGUCCCCACUGCACAUCGAUCCCGAGCAGCUUCUUCCAGGAGGACAGGAGAAGAAGAUGAUGAUAUCAAACAGUUGGCAGCUUGGGCUACUUAAACGAAAAUGGAGUUUUUUGACACCUGAAUUCAUGAGCUGUACAUAAGACAUGAAAACAUACUUUUUGCCAAGUUCAGAAAUCAACAAAGACCCUGUCUUUAUUUAAUACUGGAUGAAUACUUGUCUUUGAAGCCUCAUAAGUCAAUAUUAAAAAAGGAGUUGUGUGCAGACAUAGAUUCAAGGAUGGAAGAGGGCCUCCUGGCGGCGUCUUGGAGAAUCUCUCCAUACUGACGGUGUGCAUGGUUGUCCACCUAACUCUGUUUGUUCUGACACCCUGGGUCCCUGAAUCCUGAUGAUAUAUGUGUCUGUCCAUCCUGAGUCCCUCCAUACUGAUGGGGCAGGGGCAUGGCUGUCUACCUUGUUUGCUACUCUGUUUCUGGUUCUGGUACAUAGUUGGUGCUCUCUGUGAUUCUGUUGAAAGAAAACUAAAUUCUCCUGCCAUAUAAGAUGUAAAACAGUGUAUAAGCCAUUUAAGAGUGAUAGAUUAGGAUAGCCGGGGGAAAUACCUCUCUUUUCCAUGUGAAUGGGAGUUUGCUUGUGUGUAUGUAUGUUAUUCUGUACACAUAUCCAUGUAGUCCAUGGUAAAUGUAAAUAAACUGUGUUCCUCUUAUGAGAGACUUCUUGUAGAGAAGUCUCCUAUGAGUCUAUCCAUACAUAGUUUCACUUAAAAGAGCUUUAAUUGACAUUUAUUAUGCCAAUUAAGCUUGGAAUGGGGCAAUGGAUGCAUUUCCCCAAAUGUCUAAAAGCACUAACAGCUUACACUGCUGAGUGAGAAUCUCCUGGGUGUAAUUUAGCCACUUAGGGAGCUGCAUUAACACUCCCAGGCCAUUAUGAGGCUGUUAAGGCUUCAGCGUACUGCGUGUGUGAGUGUUCAUUCUUUUCUGUUUUGUUCUUUCUUGUACAUUUGCUUCCACUUUACAGCCCAUUCCUUGUAAAUACAUCAAAAUAUUGGCAAUUAAAAGUGUAUCUUGAAUCAAAUUUUGGCCAUCAUUAUUUUAAAAUGAAUAUAAAUUGCAAAAUUAGUGCAUUGCCUAUAAUAUAUCAUGGGCCAUAAAAUGACAAAUAUCAUAUAAAAUGUUCCAGUGGUCCCUGCCUUUGCUAAGCAACAUAGUGGAAUGGAAAGAGCACUAGACCUGAAAGUAGGAGUCUGAAUUUCAGCCCCUGCUCUGCCACUCACACAUGCCAUGAACUCUUUGAGUCUUUUUUUCUCCAUAGGGGAAACCUUAAGAUUGGACUUGAUGAUCCCUAUUGGUUCCAUCUUGCCACAGGCCUUUUGCAUGUGCUGCUCUAACCUGCAGAUCAUAGAUAUCAAACCUACUUAGUGUUUAAAUCUUAGUUGCUGUCUCCCUUGUUCUGGGGAACUUUUCUUGAUUGCCUGGACUAUAAUGUUCUCCCUAUUUUGUGUUUCAUGACUUGCUGCUUUGUCUCAUCACUUGUGAUUUACAGCACGUUUACUUGAAUGACUACUUAACAACAUUCUUCCUGUGGGACUGUGGUAACCUGAGGGUAGGGACUAUAUUUCUUUUUAUUCACUCUUCUCUCCCAGUGCUCUGAAUGGGUUUUCAUAUGCAGGGAAAUAUUUAAUAUUAAAUGAGUAGCAAUUAUGUUUUUGUAUGUUAUGGGCUAAAUGGAAUUAUAGGCACAUAUUUACCUUCUAUUCUUAAAUAAUUAGAAAACUGGACAAAAUUCACAAGUUUUCAGACAUUGGACACCCAGUGGCACUGGGCAGUGGUUCCUGAGAGAAGCGAAAGCAAUGAUGUGAGCAUUUCCUGUGCCCUUGCUCAUGACCUUCACAGGAACCUUGGAACAGGAACCCAGACAGAGCCUGAUAGUUGUGCUGAGUUGAGAAAACUUGUGGAGAAGAAACUUGGAAAACAGGUUGCUGGAAGAGAGAGAGAGAGAGAGAUGUAAAAUGAACUGCGUUCUGAAUGUUUGUGCUCCCCACCCCCCCACCAUAGGUAUUUUGAAACACUAACCCUGAAAGUGGGGGCAUUAAAAGGCAGUGAUCUUUUGGGGGGUGAUCAGGUCCUGAGAGCAGAAGCUUCAUGAAUGGGAUUGGUGCCCUUAUACAGGAGGCCUUAGGGAGCCCAUUCAUAACCAUCUCUUGUGUGAGGACACAGAAGAUAUGUAAACCAGGCAUUCAAUUCUGCUGGUGCCUUGAUUUCUAACUUCAUCGUUUCCAGAACUGUGAGAAAUAAAUUUCUGUUGUUUAUGAAGCACUCAGUUUAUAGGGUUCUGUUAAAGCAGCCUGAAAGGGCAGAUGGGACUCUUCAAAUCAUUGGCUAAGAACUGAUUUGUACACAUUUGAGGAAACUACCAAGGCCAGGAAUGACUGCUGGGAAGAUCAAUCCCCCAAGCUCACACAGGGCCAGGAAUAGCCGGGGACCCCCUGGCCAGGGCAGAAAGACUUCUCUUCCAGGGAGCAUCAGGGAGCCUGUGGAAGCACAGAGCCUCAGCGGUGCUUGCUGCUCUGGGCCAACCCUAAAAUGGCUAAAAGAAAAUCUCAAAAGGACCAAAUAUUUCCAGGUAUGUAUGUCCCAGAACAAAGCCCCCUAAACAUUGACAAGAAUACAAAAAGAAAUAACAAUUAAAACAAAAUCCUAGCUCCCAAUAGCAUGAAAUUCAUGGAGUCCAGCAUUCAAUCAAAAUAUUUCAGGCUUGCAAAGAAUGACGAAAAUGUAAUCUGUAGCCAAGAGAAAAACCAUAAUGAAGAGACUCAGAAGACAAGAGUGUGAAAAAAGCUUUUAUAUUUACUCUCUAUGUGCCCUGAAACAGAUAGAAUAAAUAUAUUUUGGGUUACAAGAAAUGAGAGGAAAACAUGAUUGUAAUGAAGAUAAAAGUGGAAGAGAUUUUCAAAAAGACUCAAAUUGAAAUUCUCUUUAUUUAAAGAUUUAUUUAUUCAUUUAUUUGAAAGUCAGAGUUACACAGAGAUAGGGAGAGAGAGAGAGAGAAUCUUCCAUCUGCUGGUUCACUCCCCACAUGGCUACAUGGCUAGGACUGGGCCAUGCUGGAACCAGGAGCCAGGAGCUUUUUCCAGGUCUCCCAUGUGGGUGGCAAGAGCCUAAGCACUUGGCCAAUCUUCCCAAGCACACUAGUAGGGAGCUACAUCAGAAGUGGAGCAUCCAGGAAAUGAAUCAGUGCCCAUGUGGGAUGCUGGCAUUGCAGGUGGCAGUUUUACCUGCUUCACCACAACACCAGACCCUCAGAUUCUAAAGAUGAAAACCAUAUUACCUGAAAAGAACAUUACAUAAUAUGGUAGAUGAUAUUAACAGCAGACUGGAACCUAAAGAAGAAAAUCUUAGUGAACUUGAAGAGACACUAUCCAAAAGAGACACAGAGAAAAACAAAAGGCUGAAAAGAAAAGAAAGAUAGAAAAAGGGAGCAAGAUUUAUCUGUGGGACCAUAUUUACCUACUAACAGGAUAAGUGGAGUGGUGAGUGGCCUGGGUAGGCUGGUGAAGAAAGAAGGAUAGAAAAAACAUCUUUGAGGAAAUGAUGGCCAAAAUUUUCCAAAUUUGAUGAAAACUAUAAACUCGCAUUUCAAUGAAACUCAGCAUAACUGUCUUAGCCCACUGUUGCUAUGAUGAAAUACUUAAGAAUAGACAAUUUAUAAGGAGUCGAUGUUUAAUUGGCCUAUGGUUCUGGAGCCUGGGGGAUACAAGAACACGGGGCCAGCAUCUGCUGCCUACCUUGUACUCACGGUCAUAAUACAGCAGGGGGCGCCACGUGAUAACACAGCAAGCUGCUAGCAUGGGGCUUUCUUAUGAAGCUACUGAUGUCAUCACCGUGGCCCUACUGUCAUGAUGUCAUCUCAUCCAAAUGACCUUCCGAAGGCUCCACAUCCAAGUACCAUUAACAUACAGAUCUGAAAGAUCCUGAACACAUUCAAACCAUAAGAAUACUUCCAGCAAAAUUCUUGUAUUUUUCAAUAACAAAAGUUACUGUGGAAUGUUGAAAUGUCAAACCUCACAAGUGAGACCUGAGAGAUGCUUGUGAGGUCUAAAGAAGAGCGAUUAACCAGAAGAAAUGAGUGAUGAGGAAUUGAAUUUUCAAUUCCAUUUAAUUUUGCAUACUUAACUUUGACAGAAAUGAUACUUGAAUCAUUUUUUAGAAAACUUUACAUUUGGAAAUUGGGAAUAUAUUCCCAAUAUUUUCAACUGUAAAAUUUAUGAAAUCUAUAUAAAUAAAAUCUUUCUAAUGGAAUUUUUAAAUCUGGUUUGAGAUGCUAUCAGUGUAAAUUACUCAUUGCAUUUGACAGAUUUAAUAUAUAAAAGCAGAAUG